Molecule: messenger RNA, 640 nt
Organism: Onthophagus taurus
Lineage: Eukaryota; Metazoa; Arthropoda; Insecta; Coleoptera; Scarabaeidae
Product: ADP-ribosylation factor-like protein 6-interacting protein 6
Source: RefSeq, a predicted model, not a curated record
GGAAGAGGUUAGUUUUUGGCAAAGGUAAGAUUUCGUUAAAAAGCUUCAAAAUUAUUAGUGACAAUUUAAAAUUAAAAAAAACGGGCGAAAUAAUGUCGAAAAAUUCGUUAAAUAUCGCGACUCCGCGUAGAAAUGUGCACGCAACCAGUGAAUUUCCUCAAAAAAGGUUUUUUUUAAGCGAACGGAAGCUCGCUGUGUUCGGAUUAAUUGUAUCCGUAAUAAUUGUGGGUGCUAAAGUUUGUCAUUUGCACCGGGACCACUUAAAGGAGUUUUUUUACACAACCGAAUUGAAAACGGAAAAUGUGACUGAAAAUGGUGAAGCUAUGAUACGAUAUUUUUGGAGGGAAAGUAUUAAAUACAGUUCGAUUUGGUUGCCGAUACUUUGUGGGUUACUUACUACAUAUUUCACUGGGAUUAUUGUAUUUUUGGAUUCUGAUGUUCCGGGUGUACAACCUCCAAGUCCUUUUUCACCAUCCAAAUACAGAAAAGCUUCUGGACAUACUUUUCAUUCAAACUACGCAUUUGCGCUUUUAAUUGGGAUCACCGUUACUUGUUAUAUGUAUUGGAGACAAUUUAAUUGGAUAUAAAAUAUUAUCCACAUUUUACGUUACUUAAAAAAAUUUUUGAUAGUUUUAUUUAU